GUAAAAGAUAUAAAAUAAUUACUUUUAUUAAAAUUAAUUUUUUUAUCAGAGGAAUUAAACUUUUUCUCAAUUCAAAAUUAUGAUUUCUUUAAAAUUUUACUGUAUUGAAUGAAUUUUUAUUCAAUUAAAUGAAUUUUUUUUGAUUUUUUACUAAGUAGAUUUAGCGCAGAUCAUAAACGGAGUGUGACAAUUUUAAAUUCAAAAAGUUUCAUGAAAGAAAAAACUGCAAUGGAUAAUUUAAAGUCAAUUUAUAAAACAAAAUUGUUACCAUUGGAAAAACGUUAUUUAUACCAUGAAUUUUAUGAACCAACCUUAUCUGAUCAGGAUUUUGAUGCUCGACCGAUGGUAUUGUUUGUUGGACAGUAUUCGACGGGAAAAACGUCUAUGAUAAGGUACCUCAUUGAAAAAGAUUAUCCAGGUAUUAGGGUAGGCCCAGAACCUACCACGGAUAAAUUUAUGGUUAUAAUGGGUGGUGAUCGACAACAGUCAAUACCAGGAAAUGCACUAGUUGCUGAUCCCGAAAAACAAUUUCAAGAUCUAUCACGUUUUGGUAAUGCGUUUCUUCGAAAACUCCACUGCAGUGUUGUCAACGAGGCACCAAUUCUUCGGUCCAUAACAUUUGUAGAUACUCCCGGAAUACUAUCAGGUGAGAAGCAGCGGGCCCAGCGUGAAUAUGAUUUUUAUGAAGCACUCAAUUGGUUUGCUGAUCGUUCUGACAUGGUAGUGUUAACUUUCGAUGCCAAUAAGUUGGAUAUAUCAGACGAAUUAAAGGCAGCUAUAGACAUUCUUAAAGUACAUGAUAGUAAAUUAAGGAUAGUGCUCAAUAAAGCUGACACCAUUGAUGAGAGAUCUUUACUACGAGUUCACGGAGCUUUAAUGUGGGCACUCGGAAAAACUAUUGUUUGUCCAGAAGUUCCCAGAGUAUAUGUUGGCUCAUUUUGGGAUAAACCAUACACAAAUGUUUUGAACCGGAGAAUGUUUAGCGAGGAAGAAAGUGAUUUGUUCCAAGAUAUUAGGUCUCUACCACACAACUCAGUUGUAUCUAAGCUUAACUACAUUGGAAAACGAGCAAAACUGGCAAUUAUUCACGCCUAUAUUAUAAGUGAACUUAGUUCUCGUAUGACGUUCAUGUCUCGGUUAUGGUAUAAAAAGGAUCAACAAAAGAAUAUCAUUGAAAACCUACAUGAAAUUUAUUUAAAUGUAUUAAACAAGUAUAAACAUUUAAGUGAGAGCGAUUUUCCGAAUAUAAAAAAAUUGAAGACGAUUUUGAAGCAAAAAGAUUUUACAAAUUUCAAAAGCUUAGAUGAAAAAUUAAUAAAUCGUGCAAGUAAUCUAUUAGACGGAAUUAACAUUAACAUAUCAGUGGAUGACAUAGAAGUAAAUAGUAAUGUGAUCCCAGAUGCUAAAGACACAACUACGCCAUUUAAUAUUAAAUCUCAUGGAUUUGAUGAAGGUCAAUUUGAAGAUGUUUGGAUUGUUGAAUAUUACAGAAAGCCUUUUAGUGAGAUAUUUGAUAAACUUGAGAAACAUAACGGAAAAGUGAUUCGAUCAGCUGUUAAAGAAGAAAUGCUAAAGACAAAAUUGCCAGAUUCUGUUCUUUCGAAAAUAUGGAAGAUGGCCGAUGUUGACAAGGAUGGUGUUUUAGACGCUGAUGAAUUCGCUCUAGCUAUGUACUUAGCAAAAAUCAAGCUUGAAGGAUCAGAACUUCCGCCAGUACUUCCUAUAUUUUUGGUUCCGCCAUCGAAGCGUAAUCUUACUCCUAAAUUGCCACUAAGAAUAUCUACUUCCGAGCCAACUAAUUAGACUUUAUAUAUUGGUUUCAGUAAUUUUAGUACUACUUUAAUUCAGUAAUUAUAAAAUCUUAAUAUAAGUCAUCAAUUUCUGAAUUUUAAAGUAAUUUGUGGUUAACUCUUCAAUUUGAAUUAUUUUUGUUUGAUGUCAUAAAUUUACAAUUGAAUUGUACAUUAUAUGAAUUUGAUUAUUAAAUUAUGUUCUAAUAUUAGAACGUAAU
Molecule: messenger RNA, 2011 nt
Organism: Daktulosphaira vitifoliae (grape phylloxera)
Lineage: Eukaryota; Metazoa; Arthropoda; Insecta; Hemiptera; Phylloxeridae
Product: EH domain-containing protein 3-like
Exons: 8
Coding region: 211-1803 (530 amino acids)
Biological process (GO): endocytosis; endosomal transport
Cellular component (GO): intracellular membrane-bounded organelle; cytoplasm; plasma membrane
Molecular function (GO): GTP binding; calcium ion binding; protein binding
Source: RefSeq, a predicted model, not a curated record